CAAAUUUUGCAACGUAUUAUCGACCCAUACUUUAUAAGUAGGGCAGAAUGUUUGUGUCUGUUUUUUAUUCAUUUCGCGUUAUCAUUAGGUCAUAAUGCAAUUGAAAUAUCGGAAACGCCCUUUAUUACUUUCUAUGCUACGUGUUGUACUGAGCGGUGUCCGUUUUAAAUAUAAAAACUGUUCUGUAUAAUUUAGUCGGCAUUUUACCUUCCAAUUAGCAAGUAUUAAUUAAUUUAAUAUUACUAAUUAAAUUGCCCGGUUGCAAUGACUAAACAGCACUAAAAUGGCAAGCGAGAGCAGUUCCGCAGUAUUAGACCUAAAUGAUGACCCGACUGAAGAUACGGAUGCACCAAGUGUCACUGAAGGCACACAGGAUGGAUCUCCACUCAUCAUGGAGCAUGGAUAUGAUAUAGCUGUUAAGGUGGACGCCCCGAUGAAGCAGCUCUCAACACUAGAGACGUUCGUCACAUACCGUGUACGUUGCGUGUGUGCACGUUGGCCGACGCCGCCUCACGUGCGCCGGCGAUACAACCACUUUAAGGUGCUCCACCGUCGCCUAACGAACGCCCACGCAUGGCUGGCGCCGCCGCCGUUGCCGCCCCUGCAUUCAGCGCGGCAGCAGCUUGACCGCUAUGAACCAUCGUUUGUGUUGCUCCGCGCAAUGGCGCUUGAUGCUUUCCUUAAUCGCGUCGCGAAACAUCCAAUUCUAACCCAUAGUGACGAUUUCCGCCUUUUUCUCACCACACCGGACGAAGACUUGGACAAGGUAUUCAAAAGUGAAAGCAGCGCCCUCAACUUGUGGGGCUUAAGUUCUUUGUAUACCGGCGGCGAGGCCAAGCCGGCUAAUGGGGCUAGAGUGAAGGAUCCGGAAUUCAGCUCGGCCGGAGACUACUUACAGUCGCUACAACAGAAACUGACGUCGCUCUGCGCUCUCACCACCAAGCUGUACAAGGGAUCAACUUCGCUUGGCACUGAGCUUAUAGGGUUAAAGCGUGCUUGCGACGCGUGGUCCGUCCGCGAGCGCGGCUCCGUGGCCGCCGCCGCGGGCGCGGUGGGCGCGGGCGGCGGCGCGGCGGGCGCGGCGCGGGCGCGCGGGGGGCUGCGCCACCGCGCCGCGCUGCCGCUGCUCGCCGCCUACGCCGCCGCGCAUGCCGACAAGAUACGGCAGAGGGACGCUUUACACGCAACAUUUGUGGCGGGCAACAACUCGGAUGAGCUACAUAACAGGCUGGAACAAGCCUCCGAAGCCAUCCGCUCUGAGCUCUCAGACUGGAUCCCAAAAACCCACUCUGAGAUCAAAGCCCUCCUCCUCGAACUAGCCGACAGGCAGGUAACCCUCCACUCCCAAACCCUCCAGGGCUGGGAGAAUGCCCUCAAACUCUCCACAGAGACCAACCUCGAACAACUCUUCAAGACGGUCUCCAAGACCGCUGUACAGAACCUCAGCCCGUCCAAAUGCAGAUCAGUCACUCCGACAGAAACCGAGAAAGAUUUCGAUGAUAUUGACAUAGAAAAUAUGUCCAAUGAUUCUGAUGAUAAGGAGCAGAUAGCUGCGUCAACGGAGCAUAGCUCCAAAUCCGAUGACAGGAGUGAUCCGCUGCAGGAGUUUUCAGAAGUGAAUUUGUCUUCGUGAUAUGACACUUUGUUUUUGAACGUUGUGAAAGACAUGCAUUGAUUAGGGUUGUAAUCGAAGCAGGUAAAUUAUUGGUAACUUGAAGAGUUCAGGGGAAUAACUAUAGUAUUUAAUCCUGUCACAUCGAAUGAUAAUUUCUAUAACGGUUCCUUUAAAUCUCUUGCUUGGGCUUCAAUUUAAAAUGUAUUAAAGAAAUGUGUUUUUACCGUAUUUUUACCAGCUUUUAUUUAACUUGCUAUGUAAGCAAAGCCCGACCAGAAAUAUAUGACCAUGGUCAAGAGGGCGCUGAAAUUCUGAUUAUUACUAAAAUGUUACAUUUCUAAACAAAUUAAUGUCCUAAACUUCCAAAAAAUGUCUACAAACAUUUUGCGUGAUACUUCAUAUAAAAAGCGGCCAAGUGCGAGUCGGACUCGCGCAUGAAGGGUUCCGUACCAUUUAUGACGUAUUAAAAAAAAUCUACUUACUAGAUCUCGUUCAACAUUUUACCACUUAGGACACACAUUUUACCACUUUGGAAGUGUCUCUUGCGCAAACUAUUCAGUUUAGAAAAAAAUGAUAUUAGAAACCUCAAUAUCAUUUUUGAAGACCUAUCCGUAGAUACCCCACACGUAUGGGUUUGAUGAAAAAAAAAAUUUUUUUUAAUUUUUAUGACGUAAUAAAAAAAAACUACUUACUAGAUCUCGUUCGAACCAAUUUUCGGUGGAAGUUUGCAUGGCAAUGAAUAUCAUAUAUUUUUUUUAGAUUUUUCAUUCUGUUAUUUUAGAAGUUACGGGGGGGGCACACUUUUUACCAGUUUGGAAGUGUCUCUCGCGCAAACUAUUCAGUUUAGAAAAAAAUGAUAUUAGAAACCUCAAUAUCAUUUUUAAAGACCUAUCCAUAGAUACCCCACACGUAUGGGUUUGAUGAAAAAAGAUUUUUUGAGUUUCAGUUCUAAGUAUGGGGAACCCCCAAAAUUUAUUGUUUUUUUUCUAUUUUUGUGUAAACAUCAUAAUGCGGUUCAUAGGAUACAUCUACUUACCAAGUUUGAACAGUAUAGCUUUUAUAGUUUCGGAAAAAAGUGGCUGUGACAGAAUCGGACAGACAGACGGACAUGACGAAUCUAUAAGGGUUCCGUUUUUUGCCAUUUGGCUACGGAACCCUAAAAAGUAAAGGAAAUGGGAAGGAUCAUUCGACGCGUAUAAUAAAUGAUUAAUUUUAUCUCCUAAACCGCAUAUUUUUAAAUUUUAAAUAAAACUUCUAUAUGAUUUUGCUCGUUUUUCCCAUGUACUUCUGUCUAACUUCAUUGUAAUGAUAAUAAAUACUGAAAAAAAUAGCUUUAUAUAAAAUUUAGUUUAGUAGAAUUUCUUAUGUGGCAGAAAUUUCGUAAUGUUAGUUUUUUUUCUGAUACAUUAAUUGCAGGGUAGUUCAAAAUCUUAAUAGCAAAAGUGACUUUUUCAAGGUCACGUAACAAAAUCUGUGAAAUUAAACAUUGUUGACGCGGAAAGACAUCGAAAUUAUUACUGUUUCAAGAAAUGACUUAGAAUGUCAUAAUUAAUGUCAAUUUUAGACUUAUAUUGAGCUGGAUAUGGAUGAUUACCUUUUCUAUUGUUUUCGAGCUCCCGAUAUUUCGACGCAGUUACAUGCAUCUUGUUCACGGUUACCACUGGUCGCGUCCACACUUGUAUACGACUAACAAACGGUCCAAACAGACUACACUCAUUGACACUACGCGUGUUUGAUUCGGAUAUCGUUGGUUUUGUACACAAACUAAUCACAGGAUUCCACACAUUGACAGUCUGCACUUUUUUUUUUAAAUAUCAACGGCUUUUCUUACCAAUCUUGAUAGAAAACAAUACAAAAGGUAAUCACGGUCCAUAUCCCGGUCAAUAUAAGUCUAGUGAAACUAACAGUGAAUCAUACAAAACUGUUAAUGUCAAAUUUCUAUGAAUAUAUGAAAUUUAUAUCCUCCUAAGUCCUGAUGCCCAUUUAAAGGAACAAAUUUAAAUUAUAUAUUGAACAAUAAUGAAAUAAAGGAAGAUUCCAAUUCAAAAAUCACAAAAAUGACUUCUCAGGAUAAUGACACUAUGCAAUACGAUAAUACUUUUUUUUUUUAAAGUUAUGAUCUAAUUCCGGACAGGUAUAUUCUAAGGUGUAUUCGGAUAAUUUCGGAAAUUAGGUACGUAAUCGCGAAAAUCAUUUAAAAUAUUUCGUUGCAACAAGAGUCCCUUUUCAGAAUUAUCCGCCACUUUUUUUUGUUUUACUUUUUCGGAACUACCCGAAAACAUCUUAUUAAAUAAUAGAACGUGACAAGUAGUUUAUAUAGUUAAAUCCUUUGUUUCAAGGAAAUAUCCCCAGUCUUGACCGUAUAGGUAAUACAUCUGUAUUAAAAAAACAACAUUUUGAGGUUAAUAAUGCCCAUUACUAUGCAUCAUAGUAUUCUGUAUAUUGUAUUAUUAAAUAUUAUUAUCUUUAAAACCCCGUAGUCACCCAACUCUCCACUAUUUAAUUGUAUAUAGCAAAUUACGAACCAAAAUCCCACUAUAUAAUCCGAUCCAAUGUAAUAUAAUGUAAGUAAUCCAAUAGCAAAGAGAAUUUGAAAUAUAGGUGGAUUGUCAAAGAAAAAUUUGUAGCCACAGCAAAUUUAUUGCCAUCUUUCGACACAUGAUUAAAACUUUUAGAACGCUAUUUCACUUUGAUUCUUAUUCUUUCACUUAAGUGUGUCAAAAUUGUUAAAUAUCAAAAAGUGGCGCCAUCUAAUAGAUCAAAGGCCAAGGGUAUGGCGACUUCGUUUCGAGCGAUGGCGCUAUAACCUUUAGGUAGUGCUGGGUAAGAUGGCGCCACUUUUUGAUAUUUAACAAAUUGAACACAUAUCGGUGAAAGAAUAAGGAUCUAAGUGAAAUAGCGUUCUAAAAGUUUUAAUUAUGUGUCGUAAGAUGGCAGUACAUGAACGUCGCUACAAAGUUUUCUUUGACAAUACACCUCUUUUUCAGAUUCUUUUUGCCAAUAUUAACUAUCGCUUCAAAAUACAUAAUAUUUACACACAUGAGUGCAAUAAAAACGGGUCACUGUAAGGAUUUUUUUGUCAAAUGGAUUUUUGCAUGUAGCUUUUGAAGUACUUAAAAAUUAGUGAGUCUUGAAAUCUUGCGCAAAGCUCAUUUCUAACACUGUCUUCGUACAGUCCAGUGCAAAAAUGUGUAUCGAAAGAAUCGUCUCAUAAAUAUGGUGAUACGCUCUUAUUACACUGGAAUAAGAUGCUAUGGGACAUAUUUUUGAGUAAGAUACACAUCUUACUCAAAAAUACACCCAUAUUUUUACACUUGACUGUACCUAGUUGAUCUGACUAACCGCGCUAUAGUUCGUGCCAUCCACGAUGACGCGCAGGUUUGUCAAAUCUAACCUUUAACAACAUGAAAUUAUGAGUUAAGGUACGCGUCAUAGUUAAUGACACGAUAAGCACGAAUUUCGUACAUUGACUUACAAUAUACUUUGUAUAAAAAAUAGAUUUGAACACUUCAAACAAUUCUAAGAUAUUCAAAUUAUACACUUUAUUUCAAUGACUUCUUUCUGAUGACAUGAGUGAACACAACUUUUUUGGGUUUUCUUUGCAUGUGCAACGUGUUUUUACCGUGUGUUUAAGGAAACUAAAUGGCAUAGUAUAGAAUUUAAAAUAGAGGCGGAUUGUCAAAGUAAACUUUGUAGCCACAGUAAAUUUACUGCCAUCUUUCGAUACAUGAUUAAAACUUUUAGAACGUCAUUUGACUUUGAUCCUUAUUCAUUAACUGAUAUGUGUCUAUAACAUUUUUGAAGUGAAAACUUCUUUAGCGGCGCU
Messenger RNA from Cydia pomonella (codling moth), 5441 nucleotides. RefSeq names its product sorting nexin-7-like. Gene Ontology annotation, molecular function: phosphatidylinositol binding. The transcript has 10 exons. Lineage: Eukaryota; Metazoa; Arthropoda; Insecta; Lepidoptera; Tortricidae. Bases 284 to 1633 code for a protein of 449 amino acids. The record is from RefSeq and is a predicted model, not a curated record.